Messenger RNA from Meriones unguiculatus (Mongolian gerbil), 1738 nucleotides. It is a transcript of the gene Fgf16, whose product is annotated as fibroblast growth factor 16. Gene Ontology annotation, biological process: fibroblast growth factor receptor signaling pathway; positive regulation of protein phosphorylation; positive regulation of gene expression. Gene Ontology annotation, molecular function: growth factor activity; fibroblast growth factor receptor binding. NCBI's taxonomy places the organism in Eukaryota, Metazoa, Chordata, Mammalia, Rodentia, Muridae. Bases 384 to 1007 code for a protein of 207 amino acids. The record is from RefSeq and is a predicted model, not a curated record. The transcript has 3 exons. Gene Ontology annotation, cellular component: cytoplasm.
AGGGGGGAAAAAGGGAAAGAACCCACACACCAAUCUCUGAGGGGAUGCCAGUGAGGUGUGGCUUGUAUUUAAAUAUCCAAUAUGUCAAUGGAAGGGGAGUGGGUACGUAUAUAAAGUGCCCUUUGCAUCUGAUAGUUCCACGAAGCCAGCUAUGAGAGGCCAGGAGAGAUGGAUGCGGAGGGGAAGCCGCACUUUAACUGAGAGCAAGGUCAGGAGCGCGCUGCCUCACGCUCCCCGCCGCUGAGAAGUUCUUUGGACGCGAACAGACGUGUGCUGCAGCUAGGCAGAGCGCGGAGCCGAGCAGCGAGCGAGAGCCGCCGACCAGCCCGCGCCCGCCACAAGGAGAGGCAGUUCGCGCCCCGCGGCCCCAGCUCAGCCCCGCAAUGGCGGAGGUGGGGGGCGUCUUUGCCUCCUUGGACUGGGACCUGCACGGCUUCUCCUCGUCCCUGGGGAACUUGCCCUUAACUGAUUCCCCGGGUUUCCUGAACGAGCGCCUGGGCCAGAUCGAGGGGAAGCUGCAGCGGGGCUCGCCCACAGACUUCGCCCACCUGAAGGGAAUCCUGAGGCGCCGCCAGCUCUACUGCCGCACGGGCUUCCACCUGGAGAUCUUCCCCAACGGCACGGUGCACGGCACCCGCCACGACCACAGCCGCUUCGGAAUUCUGGAAUUUAUCAGCUUGGCUGUGGGCCUGAUCAGCAUCCGAGGAGUGGACUCUGGCCUGUACCUAGGAAUGAAUGAGCGAGGAGAGCUAUAUGGAUCGAAGAAACUCACACGCGAAUGUGUUUUCCGGGAACAGUUUGAAGAAAACUGGUACAACACCUAUGCCUCCACCUUGUACAAACACUCGGACUCGGAGAGACAGUACUAUGUGGCCCUGAAUAAAGACGGCUCACCCCGGGAGGGAUACAGGACUAAACGACACCAGAAAUUCACUCACUUUUUACCCAGGCCAGUAGAUCCUUCUAAGUUGCCCUCCAUGUCCAGAGACCUCUUCCGCUAUAGGUAAAGGACCUCUGGUGCCACCUCUGUGACCCAUGUACUCUGUGGCCAUGGUUGGCUCUGCAAACUUUAUACUCGUAGCUUUUCCAUUUUUCCUUCCUAUCAAUUAGAUAACAGAGAAGCACUUACUGUUCAACUUGACCCAGCUGUCACCUUGUUCAAAGUGUAUAUCAAGGUUGGGUUAUUUUUGGGGAGGGACAUGGGGGGAGGGGUAGUGUCGAGGGAAUCUUGUAUAUACUUUUUUGCUUUACUCAUGUUCUUUCCCGUGAGCUGGCAUGACAAGAACGGGAGCCCCUACUAAGGGCCAAGGCCUUCUUGCCUCACGAUCUACCCAGAUACCUUGAGAUGUGGUGCAAACGAACGACCAAGAACUCUGCCGCAGAUGCUACCUAAAAGAGCUUUGGGAGAGAGUCAUGUGGAAAAUCCUAGGGGCUCCAGCCCUGCUGCAAGCCAUCCCUGCCCUGGCUCUGCAGAUCUCUCAUUCGUCCUGACAUGCAGUCUUCCUGCCACCGGAAGUGGGAGAUAUGGGGUAGGUUGUAAGGAAAUGAUAUUAAAAUGUAAGCAUGGAUACUGUGCAUAAGGACAAACUAUUUAUGAAAUGUAUAUGCUAUUUAUUUUAUAUAUUUAUUUAUUUCAAAAUAAUUUUAUUUUUAAUGAGAGAUGCUGUGACUGGAUUUUCAUCAGAAAGAAUAAGGUCCUACUGAAACAGGAAAAAAAAUGAGUUAUUAAAGGCUUUUA